GGAGAGAAGAAGUCCUAUGGAAAGCCAUGUGGGGGCCAAGACUGCAGUGGGGGCUGGAAAUGCUUUCCUGAGAAAGGCGCAAGAGGGCGACCGGGACCAGUCGGAAUUCAAGGUCCAACAGGUCCACAGGGAUCUGCCGGCCCUAGUGGUUUAGCAGGGUUGAGAGGAGAGAGAGGCUCCCCAGGCCCUCUGGGACCAUACGGACCAAAAGGAGAUAAGGGUCCCAUGGGAGUUCCUGGCUUUCUCGGCAUCAAUGGGAUUCCGGGCCACCCCGGACAGCCAGGGCCCAGGGGCCCACCUGGCCCGGAUGGCUGUAAUGGCACUCAAGGAGCUGUUGGAUAUCCGGGCCCUGAUGGCUAUCCUGGGCUUCUCGGACCACCCGGGCUUCCUGGUCAGAAAGGCUUUAAAGGUGAACCUGUCCUCACCCAAGGUACUUUCAAAGGAAUGAAGGGGGAGCCUGGGCUGCCUGGACUGGAUGGAAUAACUGGCCCACCAGGAGCACCCGGGUCCCCAGGAGCUGUAGGACUCAUGGGGCCACCAGGAUUGCAAGGUCCUCCAGGCCCCCCCGGCUUCCCUGGUCCUGAUGGGAAUAUGGGGUUAGGUUUCCAAGGAGAGAAAGGAGUCAAGGGAGAUGUUGGCCUCCCAGGCCCUGCAGGACCCCCACCAUCUACCGGGGAACUGGAAUUUAUGGGAUUUCCCAAAGGGAAGAAAGGAUCCAAGGGUGAACCAGGGCUUCCGGGUUUCCCAGGAAUAAGUGGCCCUCCAGGUCUCCCGGGAUUUGGAACUGCUGGAGAAAAGGGAGAAAAGGGAAUCCCUGGUUUGCCAGGACCUAGGGGUCCAAUGGGUUUAGAAGGACGCCAAGGCCCUCCAGGGAGUCAGGGCAAGAAGGGGUCCUCAGGUUUCCCUGGGCUUAAUGGAUUCCCAGGAAUUAAGGGUGAAAAGGGUGGCAUUGGCCUGCCAGGCCCAGAUGUUUUCAUCGAUACAGAUGGUGCUGUGAUCUCAGGUUAUCCUGGAGACCCCGGGAUGCCAGGCCUCCCAGGACUUAAAGGAGACGAAGGUAUCCAGGGCCUGCCUGGCCCUUCUGGCAUCCCCGGCUUACUGGCUUUACCAGGUGUCCCAGGUGCGCUAGGGCCCCAAGGAGUUCCAGGUCUGAAGGGGGACCAAGGAAACCCAGGCCGCACCACAGUUGGGACAGCUGGUCCCCCUGGCAGAGACGGUUUGCCAGGCCUGCCCGGCCUACUGGGCCCACCCGGUCCAGCAUUUGAGACUGGAACCCUCCAGAACGCAGAGCCAGGCUUCCCUGGUCUCCGAGGAGAACGAGGUCCAAAAGGAAACCCAGGCAUCAAAGGAAUGAAAGGGGACUCGGGCUUUUGUGCCUGUGACGGUGGUGUCCCAAACACCGGACCACCUGGGGAGCCAGGCCUGCCUGGGCCACCUGGCCUCAUAGGCCUUCCAGGCCUUAAAGGAACCAGAGGAGAUCCAGGCUCUGGGGGUGCACAGGGCCCAUCAGGGACUCCAGGUUUAUUUGGGCCUCCUGGUCCUGCGGGCCCCAAAGGAGAGAAAGGGGAACCAACUCUCAGUUCAGGAUCAGGGGUGCCGGGGGAGCAGGGUGAUCCUGGCCCCCAGGGGCUCCCUGGGGAGACCGGAGCCCCAGGCAAGGAAGGAAUACCAGGUUUGCCAGGUCUGCCAGGCCUCCCGGGUGACGGUGGACAGGGCUUCCCAGGUGAAAAGGGGUUACCAGGACUUCCUGGUGAAAAGGGCCACAGUGGUCCAACCGGCCCCCCAGGAAUUGGGCUGCCGGGCUCUCCUGGACCUCGUGGGCUUCCUGGAGAUCAAGGAAUUGAUGGAUUACCAGGGCAACAAGGCCUCCCUGGGCUUCCCGGCAUCACCUUGCCAUGUAUAAUUCCUGGGUCCUAUGGUCCAUCAGGCUUACCAGGAGCUCCCGGAUUCCCAGGCCCUAAAGGGGCCCGCGGCCUCCCUGGGACCCCAGGCCAGCCUGGACUGCGUGGAAAUAAAGGAGAGCCUGGAAGUCCAGGAUUGGUUCAACUUCCUGAAUUGCCAGGAUUUCCUGGACCUCGUGGGGAGAAGGGCUUGCCUGGGUUUCCUGGGUUCCCUGGGAAAGAUGGCUUGCCCGGGGAACUUGGCAGUCCAGGUUUACCCGGUUCCAAGGGAGCCCCUGGUGACAUCUUUGGUGCUGAGGAUGGUGCUCCGGGGGAGCAAGGCCUGCAGGGAUUGCCAGGGGACAGAGGAUUUCCUGGAGACUCUGGCCUUCCGGGACCCAAGGGUUUGCUUGGGAAGUCGGGCCUGCUAGGCCCCAAAGGUGAACGGGGCAGCCCCGGCACACCGGGCCACGUGGGACAGCCAGGGCCCCCUGGGCCUGAUGGUCUAUUUGGCGUCAAGGGCAAACCCGGGCUCCCGGGUGCACCAGGCUUUCCGGGCCCUUCAGGACAUCCUGGAAAGAAAGGUGUAAGAGGCGAGACAGGUCCCCCUUCAUCAGCUGGAAAGAGAGGCCUGCCGGGGCUGAAAGGCCUUCCGGGAUCUCCAGGGCUGGUUGGCUUCUUGGGGAGCUCAGGCUUGCCAGGGAACACUGGGUUGCCAGGCCUGCCAGGUCUGAAGGGUGAGAAGGGGUCUGUUGGGCUGGCUGGUUUCCCGGGGAUGCCUGGUCUCCCAGGUAUUCCUGGCGCAAGUGGAUUAAAGGGCAUUUCUGGGUCAGCCGGAAGAGUGGGACCAUCUGGACGGGUCGGUAGUGUGGGUGAAAAAGGAGACAGAGGCGACCCAGGGCCAGCUGGAAUACCCAGCCCAAGACCUCCCACACUGAACAUUCGGUUCAAAGGAGACAAAGGCUCGAGAGGCUCAGCUGGAUCCACCGGAUUUCCUGGGCCCAGAGGUGACAAAGGAGAGGUUGGCCCCCCGGGGCCACCAGGAUUGCCUGGAGCUCCCGGCUUCCCCAGUACCAUCAAGGGACUCAUUGGGAGAGCAGGUCUCCCUGGCUCCGCAGGACAACGGGGCUUACCUGGCCUGAAGGGGUCCCCUGGAAUCACAGGUUUCCCAGGAAUACCAGGGGAAAGCGGUUCAAAGGGUCUCAAUGGAACUCCCGGACUCCCAGGAACAUCUGGUCUCCCAGGUUCAAAAGGAGAUCAAGGUCAGACAAUUGGAAUUUCCGGUAGCCCAGGACCCAAGGGACAACCUGGGGAGUCCGGUUUUAAAGGCGAGAAAGGAACAGAUGGAUUCGUUGGUGAUGUGGGUUUCCCAGGAAGCAAAGGUGAAGAUGGGAAUGUUGGUAUUUCUGGAGAUGUUGGCCUUCCCGGCUCCCCAGGACUCCCCGGGAUUGCAGGCAUGAGAGGAAAUCCAGGGUUUCCGGGUUCUCCAGGCCAUCCAGGGUCAACUGGGCCCCUGGGACCCUCUGGCCUAAUGGGAACCAAAGGUUUCCCUGGACUUCCUGGUUUACAUGGACUGAAUGGGCUUCCAGGAACCAAGGGAACCCAUGGAACUCCAGGACCUAGUAUAACCGGCGUGCCUGGGCCAGCCGGCCUGCCUGGUCCCAAAGGGGAAAGAGGUUCUCCAGGAACUGGCCUCAGUACCCCAGGGAAGCCAGGCGUGAAAGGACAAAAAGGUGGCCGAGGUUUCCCAGGUCUCCAGGGCCCUGCUGGUCUGCCCGGUGCCCCAGGCCUCUCCUUGCCCUCAGUCAUAGUGGGACAGCCUGGCGACCCUGGGCGACCAGGCCUAGAUGGAGAGCGAGGCCGCCCAGGCUCCCCGGGGCCCCCGGGGCCCCCUGGGCCGUCCUCCGAUCAAGGUGACCCUGGAGACCCCGGCUUCCCUGGAGUUCCUGGCCCUCAAGGGUCCAAGGGAGACCAAGGAAUUCCAGGUUUCUCCGGCCUCCCUGGAGAGCUAGGACUGAAAGGCGUGAGAGGCGAGCCUGGCUUCAUGGGGAUUCCAGGCAAGGUUGGGCCACCCGGAGACCCAGGACUUCCCGGAAUGAAGGGGAAGGCAGGGCCCAGAGGCUUUUCUGGACCCCGAGGUGCUCCUGGACAAACACCAAUUGCAGAAGCUGUCCAGGUUCCUCCUGGACCCAUGGGUCUACCAGGCAUUGAUGGCAUCCCUGGUCUUACAGGAGACCCUGGGGUUCAAGGCCCUGUCGGCCUCCAAGGCUCCAAAGGUUUCCCUGGCAUCCCUGGCAAAAAUGGUCUCAACGGACUCCCCGGCCCGCCUGGGGCUCUUGGUGACCCUGGUCUCCCCGGACUGCAAGGCCCUCCAGGAUUUGAAGGCGCCCCAGGGAAGAAGGGCCCCUUCGGGAGGGGUGGAGUGCCCGGGCAGAGCGUGAGAGUGGGGUACACGUUGGUGAAGCACAGCCAGUCGGAACAGGUGCCCCUGUGCCCCGUCGGGACGAGCCGGCUGUGGGUGGGCUACAGCUUGCUGUUCGUGGAGGGGCAGGAGAAAGCCCACAACCAGGACCUGGGCUUUGCUGGCUCCUGCCUGCCCCGCUUCAGCACCAUGCCCUUCAUCUACUGCAACGUCGACGAGGUGUGCCACUACGCCGGGCGCAACGAUAAAUCCUACUGGCUCUCCACCACUGCCCCCAUUCCCAUGAUGCCCGUCGGCCAGGCCCAGAUCCCCCAGUACAUCAGCCGCUGUUCUGUGUGCGAGGCGCCCUCGCAGGCCAUCGCCGUGCACAGCCAGGACGUCACCAUCCCGCAGUGCCCCCUGGGCUGGCGCAGCCUCUGGAUCGGAUACUCCUUCCUCAUGCACACUGCGGCGGGCGCCGAGGGCGGCGGCCAGGCCCUGGUCUCCCCGGGCUCCUGCCUGGAGGAUUUCCGAGCCACUCCUUUCAUCGAGUGCAGUGGGGCCCGGGGCACCUGCCACUACUUUGCCAACAAGUACAGUUUCUGGCUGACGGCGGUGGAAGAGAGGCAGCAGUUUAGGGAGGAACCGGUAUCGGAAACGCUCAAGGCCGGGCGGCUCCACACCCGGGUCAGCCGCUGCCAGGUGUGUAUGAAAAGCCUGUAGGGUGGCACCUGCCCCCCCCUGCCCCCUGCCCGCCCCUCCCCCACACAGCGGGCCCCUCACAGCCCCGGACGAGCUGAA
This is a messenger RNA of Odobenus rosmarus divergens (Pacific walrus), 5082 nucleotides long. RefSeq names its product collagen, type IV, alpha 6 (gene COL4A6). Gene Ontology annotation, molecular function: extracellular matrix structural constituent. NCBI's taxonomy places the organism in Eukaryota, Metazoa, Chordata, Mammalia, Carnivora, Odobenidae. Gene Ontology annotation, cellular component: collagen trimer; basement membrane. The record is from RefSeq and is a predicted model, not a curated record. The annotation marks the transcript as partial. The transcript has 43 exons.